GAUCAUUAUAAAUACGGAACUAGUUCUGUAAAUUGAUAAACCACACCCCUCUUCUCAAUAACAAAGAGAAAACACUAGAGCUAGCUAAGUGAAACUUUUACGUAAGAGGAUUUAAUCAAUGGCUCCUUUAAAUUGUUCUAGAUUAACCAUGAUCAGUUUAGUUCUAUCUGUUCUCAUAAUAGGGAGUGCCAAUGCACAACUUUCUACAAACUUUUACUCAAAAACUUGUCCCAAACUCUCUACCACAGUGAAAUCCACACUGCAAACUGCCAUAUCAAAGGAGGCCCGAAUGGGUGCCUCUAUCCUCCGCUUGUUCUUCCACGAUUGCUUUGUCAAUGGAUGUGAUGGAUCAAUUCUCUUAGAUGACACAUCAAGCUUUACCGGUGAGAAGAAUGCAAAUCCAAAUAGAAACUCCGCUCGUGGAUUUGAUGUCAUCGACAACAUAAAGACAGCCGUAGAGAACGUAUGCCCCGGAGUUGUAUCAUGUGCUGAUAUCCUAGCCAUUGCUGCCGCAGACUCUGUUGCAAUUCUUGGAGGUCCAACCUGGAAUGUAAAACUUGGAAGAAGAGAUGCUAAAACGGCUAGUCAAUCCGCUGCUAACACUGCCAUCCCGGCACCAACUUCCAACCUCAAUACACUCACCUCAAUGUUUAGCGCCGUUGGUCUUUCUAGCAAAGAUUUGGUCACAUUGUCAGGUGCACACACAAUUGGACAAGCAAGGUGUACAAAUUUUAGGGCACGAAUCUACAACGAGACCAACAUAAAUGCUGCAUUUGCUAGCACGAGGCAAUCAAAUUGCCCAAAGGCAUCAGGAUCAGGUGACAACAAUUUGGCACCUCUUGAUCUUCAGACUCCUAGUUCUUUUGACAACAACUACUUCAAGAACCUUGUUCAGAACAAGGGUCUUCUCCAUUCAGACCAACAACUUUUUAACGGCGGGUCCACCAACUCAAUAGUGAGUGGUUAUAGUACUAGCCCAAGCUCUUUUUCCUCUGAUUUUGCCGCUGCUAUGAUCAAGAUGGGAAAUAUUAAACCUCUCACCGGAUCAAAUGGAGAGAUUAGGAAGAACUGUAGAAAAACCAACUAAUAUUUAAGUUAAAUUGAUACUAAUCAUUCUAGAUAUACACAUACAAAUUUUAUUAUAUAGAUGUGUGUGCAAGUGUGUGCAAAAUAAGUUGUUAAACAUGUUUGAAUUGUCAUUUUAAUUAUGGGUACUUCCGAAGGUCGUGUAUUGUCUUAGUUUUAUUAUGUUUUUUUUACUUCAUUUACAAAAUUGUAAGAACGGAAGCUAGUUUGAUAAUCUACAAGGUCAAUUGUGAUUUUAA
Messenger RNA from Medicago truncatula (barrel medic), 1325 nucleotides. RefSeq names its product peroxidase P7. The transcript has 4 exons. The record is from RefSeq and is a predicted model, not a curated record. Bases 119 to 1087 code for a protein of 322 amino acids. Gene Ontology annotation, biological process: hydrogen peroxide catabolic process; response to oxidative stress. Gene Ontology annotation, molecular function: peroxidase activity; heme binding. Lineage: Eukaryota; Viridiplantae; Streptophyta; Magnoliopsida; Fabales; Fabaceae.